AAGACAGCAGUUAACAUACUCCGCAGUUCAGGACGAUCGUAAACGAUGUGGAAGAUAAUUGUGGUCACUGGUAAAAUCCUUAACAUAAUUAUAAACCAUGCAGCGGGAAAAUAAGUCGGAUGAGUGGGUCAAACUUGUGUUGCGCCGAUUUAGAGCUCAGCUUCCAUUUGAAUCAACACGUUCUCAGAAAAAUCAUGAAAGUACAGAGCAUAUCAAGAACUGCAUUAUUAGCCUUAGUGAACACAACUUUAGUAUGGUGGUGGCAGAACUUGCUGGCUUUAUUAAAGAACCAUCUAAGUUGUGCUCCCUAUCGACAGAGAAGAUGACACUUGCAUCACAAUCCAAUAGCAUUACCAUGGAUACCAUGUCUCAGUGUUUUGAGAAGAAUCCAGAAAGAUGUGCAGCACUUCCUGAUGAAAUUUUGAAUAAGCGUCUACUUCCAGCAAUAUGUGCGUUCAUAACACAGUCUUAUGGAUUCCCUCUGGAAGCUGAACAGAAAAUUCUAGCUGGUAAAGUACUCUCCCACAUCAGUGUGCACCACUUCUCUGCCCUCUUUAAUCGCAUUGCAAUCAGACUCCAUGUGCUUGCCAACACUGAAGAUAAUUCUGAUACUGGUGAACUGGAAUUGAUUCGACAUUUACAUGUGAAUGUGUCUUCUCUUAAAAUUCUGUUGCAAGAAAGCAAUCAGGUAUUCAGAUCCUUGAAGAAGAUUGGUCAGCUAGCUUUAGUCUCUGGAUUGGAAAAGGCAAUAUGGAAUUGGGUUGAGAACAGUCCAGAUGAAUUUGCACAGCUACAGAGAGAACCAUCACCAGAACUUUCAGAGUAUGCAGAGAAGCUGUUUGACAUGGUAGAUAAUUUUGCAGAGAGUUCAAAGAGAAAAGCUGCGGUGUGGCCCCUCCAAAUUAUGCUGCUUAUUUUAUGCCCAGACAUGCUGGAACAAAUAGCCACAAGUGAAAAAGUAUUUGAUGUCAGCAAAGCUAAUAAGAAAGAGUUUCUUGAUCAUCUGAAGAAGGCCUUAAAUAGUACCAAACACCUGACAGAAAGUGCAGCAGUGGUGUGCGUGAAACUUUGCAAGGUUGCAACGUACAUGAAGCCUGAAGAUAACUCUGUCUUGUGCUUUCUUGUUGUGUCCAUGCUCAAUGAGUUGAAGGCAUUACUUUUCAACGUGAGCAAGCCUUUUUCUGUAGGAUCUGGUGGCUUUUUCACAACAGAGGAACUAAUGGUUGAUUGUUUUGUGUCAAGUUUCCGCAUUAAUUACAGAAACAACCAGCACUUUGAUAUCUGCCUACAGCCAAACUCUCCCAUUAUUUUCCAUCUUGUCUAUGUGAAAGGAACAUAUGCUAUUGUUAAAGAGGCUCCUUUGAGAUGGUGGCCAAAAGCUGAAGUGCUUCAUCCAAAAGCUUCAGCGCUAAGACAUAUUUUCUUGAAUAUUUGUAACAAGGUUCAAAAUGGUGAACAAGAGGGACAACAGUCAAGAUUGAGUCAGAUCUAUAAAGUAAAAGACAAGAAACACAAAGAAGAUGAAGUGCAUUCCAACAAGAAGCAAGACAAAGAGUUAUUACUAUGGCUGGUGAAAAUUUUUCAUGCAGAUCCUGUGUUUGCUUUUAAUAAUCCUGAUCUUCAUGGCUGGGAGAUCCAAAAGAAUUCAACUCAAGUUAUAAUGGGUGUGGUCAAUUUGAUGUUAACACCUUCUCUACCUGCAGAAAUAAGAAAUGAGGCAGCUGAGACUCUUCUUUGUUUCUUUGAAGCUGAUCACAUAGAGAUGUGGAAUCCUGUUGCACCUAUUGCUUCAUUUUGGGAAAUUAGUUCACAAGUAAUGGUGUCCAUUGCUGAGUUUCUCAUUGGUCAUGGCAGCCAUGGAACUGUUUUACUCAGAUACUUAAGGGAUCUAACCAUGUGUAAAAUUGAGUUUUUAAGGAAACACCAGGAGCAAGCUUCCAUAGGAUGCCACUUGCCAAUAUGUACAGUUUCUCAAACUAAACUUGAGGAAGUGUUCCUAAGUUAUUUAUGGAAUCCAGAUAUGGAAACUGUGUUGAUCUCCCUUUCUUGUUUUGGACAAAUGUGCAAUGAAGUGGACAUUGUACAAAGUUCAGAGACCCUCAAUGUUCUGCAGACUUCUCAAAACUUAAAUGUGUACAAUGAGUUGUCACAGGAGGCUACCAAAUUUAGAGCUGGAAGAGCAGCACUGCAAAAACGGAUCAUGGCUUUAUUACGGCAACUUGACAGCCAAACUGCAGGGAAUUUUCAGGCCUGGGAAAGUACUUACACAAAAUGGCAAAAGCUAACCUUUGACCUUGUCAACUUUGGUAAAGAUGAUUCUCCAUCAAUAGAUGUACAGAAAUAUCUUAGGCGGAGAUCACAUGCCAAAAUCACUACUGACAACUUGCAGACAUCAUUCAUUGAAUGGACAUUCAUGACAGGAUUUCUCUGUUCACUCGGGGGAGUGUGUUUGACUUCACUACAACCAAUAAGAAGAUACAGCAGAAGUCUUCCUUCAUCAGUUCACUCCAAGGCUGAAUCAACUGAUUCUGAAUGUGCUACAGUAACCAAGUUUAUGCAGGAUGUGUUGAGUCUCUUGGUUUGCAGUAAUGAUAAAACUGGUUUACAGAUACGUAGUACAGUCAAUGAGCUGGUUGGAGUGGAGCUUAGUCCUAAGCUUUAUCCCAUUUUACUGACGCAGAUCAUGACAGUAGUUAACAGCUUCUUCACACCAUCUGGGCAGGUGGUGGUUCAAGAGAAACACACGCUUUUUAUAGCACAGAUCAUUGUAAUAAUCAAGCACAUCCUGGAAAAUAAACUUGGACACAAGGAUUGUUUUCAGAUGAGUGGCAUUGAUGCUAUGAUCCUGUCAUUUGUAAGAUAUGUGAGGAACCUUCCUGUCAGUCAUCAGGCCCUGCAGAUAAAGUGUAAACUCUGCCAGCUGAUUGAUGUGAUUAUGGCAAAGAGAGACGAAUUAUUACUUCAUCAAGAGGUAAAACUACGGAACAAGCUUGUGGAAUACCUCACUGAUUGGGUUCUACCAUCUGCUGAACAUCAUCAGAGUAUCCCUCUAGAGCUCUCGGGUUUAUCCAAAGAUCUUGAUGCUACUGUGAUGCGUGCAAUAGCAUCACUCCUGUCCGGGUUACCCCUGCAACCUGAGGGGAUGGAGACAGACAUUAUGGAGGCCAAGUCACAACUUUUUCUCAAGUACUUCACUCUAUUUAUGAACUUGAUGAACGGGGAGAAAGGUACAAAAACUACAGAUGAGCAAGAAGAAAAAGGGGAAAUGCAUCACAAUGCAUCCCAAACAUUGCAUCAAAAUGCCGUCCUAGCUAUGUCCAACCUUCUAAAUGCGAACAUUGAUACUGGGCUUAUGUAUGCAAUAGGUCUUGGUUACCAUGACGAUUUACAGACAAGAGCUGUAUUUAUGGAGGUCCUCACCAAGAUUCUACAACAGGGCACUGAAUUUGACAAUUUGGCAGACACGGUGUUAAUGGACAGAUUUGAUAGACUAGUGGACUUGUUGACGCUGACAGGAGAGAAGGGGAAACUUCCGAUUGUGAUGGCUUUGGCCAAUGUAGUACCAUCACAGCAGAUGGAUGAGCUGGCCCAUGUUCUGGUCACUCUGUUUGAUGACAGAAAGAAUCUGCCUCAGCUGCUGAAUAACGUAUUUUCUAUGGAGGUUUACAGCACGGAGGGAAUGCAGACGCUCUUCAGAGGAAACAGUCUUUCCAGUAAAACUAUGGCAUACUGUUUCAAAGUAUUUGGUGGCAGUUACCUUCACACACUACUUGCACCGCUGAUAGCUCCUAUGUACAAAGAACAUGUCUCAUUUGAAGUGGAUCCUACAAGGCUGGAAAAAGGUCAAAAUGUCGAAGAGAACAGAAAUAACCUGAUUAAGGCUGCUCAAAAGUUCAUCAACGAGAUUGUAAUUUCAGCUGAAAGUUUUCCUAUCCAGCUACGGCGUCUGUGUAACUGUCUUAGGGAGAUUGUUCACCAGAGAUUCCCAAAGCACAGUUUAGAAGCAGUGGGGAGUGCCUUCUUUCUGAGGUUCAUCAACCCAGCAAUAACUUCACCCCACGCCACAGGGAUGGUUGACCAGAUUCCUCCAGAGGAGCUAAGGAGAGGACUGAUGUUGUUGUCAAAGAUUCUCCAAAAUUUAGCCAACCAUGUCCUGUUCACAAAGGAGAAACACAUGGAACCUUUUAACGGUUUUCUUCAAGCAAACUUUGACAAGGCGAGAAAAUUUUUUAACGCCAUUUCAUCGAAGUGUCCUUCAAAGAGAGACGAGGAUAGCACGAGUUAUUCUUUUAUUAGUGACAGUAGCGUGUUGAGUCUCCAUAAACUCUUGUGGGAUCAUCAGGAAAAGAUUGGGACUUAUCUUGCCACAAAGAGUGAAUUCAAGACGUUUGGUAGAAGACCUUUUGAGAAAAUGUCAACGCUACUGGCUCAUCUUGGACCACCUGAUCAGCAGAAAAAUCAUUUUUCACAUCUGCGGUGGCAGGAUGGAGCUCGUUUUGAAGAGUUUAUGGCGCGUCACGCUGAAGAGAGCCGGGACGAUUUACAAGCCAUGAAAAGUUUAAACGUGUUUUAUCAAGGUGGCAAGUCAAAAAGUGGACAUCCUGUGUUCUACUAUAUCGCCAGGCGAUUCAGAGGAGACCAAAUCACUGAUGAACUUCUCAUAUACCACGCUCUAAUAACACUGGAAAGCUGCAUCGAAAGACCCUGGGAACUGGUUGUUGACUUUACCCAUACAACUUUAGAAAACAGGUUUAGUCCUUCCACAGUAUUAAAGCUUUUAACAGUCGUACCAGAUGGCGCUGUGAAGAAUCUCCAAGCAACGUACUUGUAUAACUGCAGUAGUUCACUGAGGCAAUAUGCCAAGUACAACGAACGACACUUGUCUCCUUUGAAGGGACGCUCUAUAGUACGAGUUUGUGAGUCUCUAAGUAAACUACACGAGUAUAUUAGUUCAAGCGAACUUAAGUUACCAAGUUCCACUGUGUCCCUCGAGGAAGACUUAAAGGUUUUUCACGCUUUCAGGGUGUCGAGCAGGAGCAAUGUUUUGGUCAAGGUUGGCCCCACAUCAGUGCAGAUCACCACUCCAGAGAGACACAGAGUGUUAGGGUAUUCAAGCAUCCUCAAUGAUGUGUACUAUGCCUCCGAAGUUAAGGGGGCCGCUGUGGAGGAUGAGAACCUGUGUCUAUUAAAGCUGGCCAAUGUUGGUCCAGGGAUUCUUCUGAUGAGUAAUGACAGUGAGCAGAUUGUUCAAGCUGUUACACACGUUAAGACCAGAUGGCAGCUCUCACAACCCGACUCAUCCACAACUACAAGUAAGAAGAUUAAGCCCAAAGAUGUCCCAGGAACGCUACUGAACAUGGCUUUGUUGAAUCUUGGUACAUCAGAUCCCAGUCUUCGCCUGGCUGCCUACAAUCUUUUGUGUUCUGUGACAAAGUCGUUCAACUUGAAAAUUGAGGAAAGACUCUUGGAAGGAACAGGUCUGUGCAUCCCUGCAAACAACACGCUGUUCAUUGUUGGAAUCAGUGAAAAACUUGCUGCUAGAGAACCACAACUGACUCUUGAGUUCCUGGAAGAAUGCAUUGCGGGUUUUGUGAAGUCAGAUUAUGAGUUGAAACAUUUGUGUCUGGAAUACAUGGCACCAUGGUUACCAAACCUUGCAAGAUUUUGUCGGUUCCCGGCGGAUGAUCCUCAGAAAGUGAAAAUGACCCGUAUCCUUGAAGAACUCAUAAAUCUAACGGUGAAAGAAAAAGGAACAAUGUAUCCGUCUGUUCAAGCGACAAUUUGGGGAAAUGUGGGUAAAGUGACCGAGUUACUGGAUACAGUCCUUGACUGCUUCAUUAAGGCCAGUGCUACAGGAGGCCUGGGUUCUGUAAAGGCAGAAGUUAUGGCAGACACUGCGGUGGCUUUGGCGUCAGCUAAUGUACAAAUUGUGUCACGCAAGGUCAUUGGGAGGCUCGACUCGCUUAUCAGCAAGACCUUUAUUUCUCCGACUGUCCGUCUUGAACAACAUCUUAUGUGGGACGACAUUGCUAUCCUUACAAGAUAUCUGCUUAUGCUUUCAUUUAACGACUGUCUGGAUGUUGCCAGUCAUAUUCCGUACUUGUUUCAUCUCGUUACUCUUCUCGUCUCCACUGGUCCGCCAACCAUCCGCGCCUCAAUUCAUGGCCUGGUCAUUAACAUUAUCCAGUCUCUCUGUACGUGUUCCUGUAUCAAGUUCAGUGACGAAACUCAUCGGCUUCUUCGCAUGCGGUUGGCCGAGCUUUCGUCGCCCAAGUUUUAUCUUCUUUUUGGCAUCUCAAAAGUGAAGACACCAGCAGUCAGGGCUUUUAAAGCAACAUACCAAGGCAGGUACACGCUGAGGGACUGGGAAGGAGAGCCCCUGAGCAUGACCGCCAUGGAGACUGUCACUGACCUCCUACUUGAAAUAAUGGAGAGUUGCAUGAAGGAUAUGCCAGAAUGCACUUGGCUAAAGAAGUGGACAGAACUCGCUUCAAAGUUUGCGUUUGACUUCAACCCAGCACUUCAACCACGUUCUAUUGUGGUUCUUGGUUGUAUCAGCAAAGAAGCCAACGACAUGCUUGUGCAGAAAUUGUUACAAGUGUUGAUCAUGGCUCUAAGCUCAUAUAACGACCUCGUGUUGAUAGAGGCGGCGUUCAUGUGUCUCUCAAGACUUCAGGUGAUUCUUUGUAAGGACUCCAUGUUCCACAAGGCAUUUUUCUGGAUUGCUAUAGCUGUGCUUCAGCUGUCUGAAGUGUCUCUAUAUCCUUGUGGUUUGGCGCUUUUGGAGCAGAGCCUUAUAACAAUGGAAACACAUGGUGCCUUUGAAUCAGAGUCUGUGGACAAAGUUCUGAUGGCGGUACGCGAGGAACCUCUGUUAGAGUUUCACUGUAAGCAAAUGGACCAUUUUGUGGGUCUUCACUUUUCAAACAAUUUCCACUUUGCGCUGAUGAUACACCUCGUGAAAGGAGUAUAUCAUCCCCAGGCCACCUCUUCUGCGCGUGCCAUUCGCAUCCUGAACUUGAUGUAUAACAUCACAAGCAAACGUAAAACAGGUCGUGGUUCUUUUAUUGUCAACAAAGAAAAUCUGGCAUAUUUGGCUGCUUUGUUGCCUGUAUCUGAGGAAGUUCGCGCCAGUCUUCGCCCGGGUGGCAAAAAAGAGCCCGAGAGUCCCACCCUGCAUUUUCCAGGCAAACUGGACGGCAGUAUCUCCGGAAGCGCAACAUCUUUGAAUACGGAGCAUCAAGUGUCCAUAGUCAUUACAGUUGAUGACAGUGCUAGUGAUCAGGCCUUUGUUUGCCCCUCGGAAUGUCGCAACAUGCUCUUGGAUCCAAGCAUUGCGAACGACAAUCAGACUCAAGCUUUGCUGUUGACCACGUUGGCAAUGCUGCUCGAGCACGUCACUGGAGAUGUAGAAUCACGGUAUUUGUACGAGGUACUAGCGGAGGCUAGUUUGGUAUUCCCUGGAGUUUUCCCUGUUAUUUAUAAUCUGUUAGACUCGGAUCUAUCCAUUGUGCUCGGCCAUUCUGAUGAUGUAGCCACUCUGAAAGCGAUACAAACAAUUGUACACUCGAUGAGCGCUGUCAAGCUAAAUGACGAUCCUGUUAUGAAGUCAAGCUAUCUAUCAACGUUUGGAUUUUCCGGAUUCAGUCACUUCACGAGGUUCAAGGAGCAGAGCGGUCAGGCAAACCGUGCGCAGCUCUUUGUAAAGUUUUUGGAAGCUGUAGUAGAGGUUUAUGGUAUACCAACGACCGAUCAAAAAACACAACGUUCAGGUUCUGUUGCGUCUGUCAAACCAAUACUUCUCAGCUCUAGCACUGAGGACCUGAGGGUGGCGUCUUCCGGGUCGUCUCUGUCUUCUUCCCUCAGUUCUCUGUCUGGUGCUGCACCUGGUAAGCACCUUUUCAUUCCAUUGCCGUUCAAGCGCUCAUCGUCUUCAUACCGAGCGAAGAAGGCCGAUAAGGAAUCUCCCAAAUUCCGACGGAACUGGUCCACUAGGGGAACAAGAAGUCCCUCUUCUGGGAAAGUUACGAAGUGAUAAGGCAGUCAAAAAUCUGUGGGGGUAGCACAGGCCAAGUUGCAGGACAAAUUGUCCUUAUUACCAAGGGAAACGUCCCUCAUCGACAUCCAAGCUCUUGCAACAAAUACCAAACCAAAUGAACGACGACUGUAAUGGGGAAUUUGAAAGUUGGCUUAGGGCUUUAAAACGAGUGAGAAAGAGUCAGCUAGAUAGACUGUAAGCCUUGCUUGACUCGGAUUGGUUUCCAUUAUGCAAGCAGAUGUAUGUGAACUCUUCUUUCCGCGAGGUUUAAUUUUCAUCCUGACUAAACGCAGAAGUAGCCGAGAGAAACCAAACAGAACACUUAUAAAUGCGUUUGUGGCUCGCUUUGAGUUUUUCAUCUCUUAUUGGUACUAACUUCCGCAGGACUCAAUUUUCGCUGUUUCAGAACAAUCGCGAGAUUGAAGUCCCGCGAGAAGCGGUUGGUGUGAAAACAAGAAACACAAAAUUUCAUGAUUUGUUAAAAAAUUAUUUUAGCAAAUUGCAUACAGUCCAUCGUUUACUAUACUUUUAGACCAAAGAAUGCUUUGGCAUUCUUAUCUGGUUAACGCCGUCCCUUUUUUCCUAUUAUUCAGUUUAGUGCUGUUAUUGGUGCUGUUAUUGGUACUGUUAUUGAAUUAGAAUAUUUAAAUAGGAGUAAGGAAUCGUCGCCUUUCGCUAAAAUUAAUUCCAUUGGACAGCACUUUUCGCCAAAUCGUUAAAUUUCAUUCGCGCAAAAUAUUCCUCUUCCCGGCAUUUUCGCGGGAAUAGUGACUGCGAAAAUUACUACCAAAUGGGUAGUUUUCCGAUUGUUGAUUUUGGUUUAUUUUCGACAUUUCUCAGAAUUUCAAGAGGUCUGUUCACUCUAGAGUUCAAUUUGAAACAGAUCGUUGUAUUGGUUAAGGCGUUCUUUAAGAAGAUAACUGUGGGACCAUUCGUGGCCGCACCCAUUUUUUCUCUGUAUUUCUCCGAUUUCUAGAAGGUUGCUAGACACAAUCACAUGUAAUUCCGCGCGCUUCAUCUCUUUAACUACCAUAGGUAAUUAAUUUGAUACUUCUCUUAACAAUCUCCCCUUAAGGUGAGGGAAAUUCAGCCGGAGAAUCGGCAUCUGCAUCAGAUGGAGAAAGUUAUCUCGCAAUGAAACCAAAUUAACGAAAGUGAUUUUUAUGAAAAUGACGAAGCUGUCGUUCUGUCUAUUCUCGGAGAUGAGAAUUCCGCUAACCCUGAACACUUUUACUCCCAUGAGUGACGUGACAGAAUUUCUCCUUACAAUAUCAAUACAAUAUUAAGCAGACAAGUGAUGAGAAUAAAGAAAAAUAUCAACAAGGGGAUUUAGUGGAUCCAAUACCAAAUUCUCUAAACUAACGUAAGAAUUGAAUGGCAGAAAGAAAGGAGAAUUGGUACGGCAAUCUUGGGAGUAAAAGGGUUGACACUCUAAUUUAUUUGUAAAUAUGACUGUAUCCUAUGGAAUACAAAUGCCUUAGUAUAACUGGCACCACACUGGUUUGUGGACCUGAUAUGAACGUGAAAACAGAUGAGCCCUCUUUAAGGCAUUUUCUUUGAUUGUUAAUUGGAGUUGUAAAUAAAAUCAGAGAAAUUUA
Pocillopora verrucosa is the source of this 9636-nucleotide messenger RNA. RefSeq names its product neurofibromin. NCBI's taxonomy places the organism in Eukaryota, Metazoa, Cnidaria, Anthozoa, Scleractinia, Pocilloporidae. The record is from RefSeq and is a predicted model, not a curated record. Gene Ontology annotation, biological process: regulation of GTPase activity.